Messenger RNA from Trichoderma reesei QM6a, 396 nucleotides. RefSeq lists its product as uncharacterized. Lineage: Eukaryota; Fungi; Ascomycota; Sordariomycetes; Hypocreales; Hypocreaceae. The transcript has 4 exons. The coding region runs from base 1 to 396 and encodes 131 amino acids. The record is from RefSeq and is a predicted model, not a curated record.
AUGUCCAGAGCAGCCCAGGUAGAGAGAAGCCCUGGGGUCUUGCCUGUUUGGGAGGCUCUGGCGGCGCUGGAUGGCUGGCGGCCGCCAACGACGGGGCAAGUACGUACCCGAGCCCGUAAUUGCAGUACUUUCAAGUUGUAUCCAUCCUUGAUCUUGGGCUCGUACCGCUACAUAUGCUACCUUAUUACUGGCAAGAUUGGGGGAGCUUCAAGUUCUGUCCCAUGCAACGCCAUGCCGUGUGCCCGCUCCACAGCCCAAAAGUCGCAGCCACUGAGCGAUUUGCCGCAUCAGUCAGCAUCAGCAAUCAGCAUCAAUUUUGCAUGCAACGAAUCUGUCAUAGGUACUUUUGAAGUUGCACUGCUGCUGGGCGCAAGAAUUCCACUAGAGAGGAGCUGA